UACGCACUUCCGCCACCACGGACUUCCGUGUUGGGGAACCAAAACUAAAUCUUUCAAAUCUCUUUAAAACACCAGUUUCUGCGUCAUUCACAGCAUUCUCAUUGUGGAACAUAUAUCUAUUUAUCUUAGUCGAGCUAAGACAGUUUUAUAUGCACAGUUUAAAGUAGUGUGUCGGUUGUGUGUUAAAGGUUUGGAAGUGUGUGUUAUUGAACCUGGUUUAAAAGAGCUGUGUUUGCUGACCGACGAUGGGGAGUAAGCUGCGGUAUGUAACAGGAAGUCUGUUCUCCUGCCCCAUCACAGACUCUCUGGCUCACUGCAUCAGCAUGGACUGCAAGAUGGGCGCAGGCAUUGCUUUAAACUUUAAGAGGAAGUUUGGAGGAGUUAAGGAACUCCUUGCCCAGCAGAAGCAACCAGGAGAGUGUGCUGUGCUUAAGAGGAAUGGCCGAUUUGUGUACUACCUGAUUACAAAGGAAAAGUACAACCAUAAACCUACCUAUGAUACACUUAGACAAAGCUUGGAAGCAAUGAAAGCACAUUGCUUAGAAAAUGGAGUCAGCAAGCUGUCAAUACCACGGAUCGGCUGUGGUUUGGACCGGCUGUCUUGGGACAAAGUGUCUGUGAUCAUUGAAGACGUCUUUCAGCACACAGAUGUAGCUAUAACGGUGUACUCACUGUAGUCUGCAACAGUCCAGGAAAAAGAUUUCUACUUUGAGUGCCUGGUUCAUCUUUGACUUUAAGCACCGGUUUCUGUUUUUGGCUUAGGGACAACAUGGCACUUCUAGCUUGUAUAUAAUUCUUUAGUUUAUUGAACAGUUUCUUGGAUGGUCAGGGCAGAGCUCUCACGAUAUGAUCAGUGUUCAGUGAUCUUCAGUUCACCACAAGAUGGUGUUAUUAUUUGGAAUGGAUCUUUGGGUCUUUUGGGUUUUUCACUUUUUUCCAGUGCCAGAUUAAGCAAAACCUAAUUGUAAUUAAUUAAGUAUAACUUAAUCUGAUCUGAAUCUUAAAAAUCAUACAGUAUUAUAUAAAAUAAAGAUGUAAAUGUAUGUAUGCUUGACCACGUUUCAUUGUUUAUUUGUUUCUCCAUUUCCAUAGUGUGUUCUCUUUGUCCUGGGUAAACCAUUUAUAUAUGUACGCUCUAAUGAAUUAAUCAGUUAGUUAACUGAUUGGUUAAUUUAAUUGAUUGAACUACUGGCUUUCCCCCCCUCUUUGGCACUAUUAUUUUUCUGACAUGUCACUAGCAAAAUUAAACAUCAUAAUGCAUAUAAUAUAUUGA
Molecule: messenger RNA, 1273 nt
Organism: Hemibagrus wyckioides
Lineage: Eukaryota; Metazoa; Chordata; Actinopteri; Siluriformes; Bagridae
Gene: oard1
Product: O-acyl-ADP-ribose deacylase 1
Exons: 4
Coding region: 246-677 (143 amino acids)
Biological process (GO): peptidyl-glutamate ADP-deribosylation
Source: RefSeq, a predicted model, not a curated record